CCUUGGCCCCCAACUCUACAGGACAAGUACCAUCAGCACGAUGGGGGCCACGAACUAUUACUCUGAGACUGCUGAGCUAUUGAGUACAUUCAACGUCUCAAAUAUAGAUGCAGUAAAAGGUAUAAAGACAACAUUCUAUCAAGAUCUUAUCUCUACUCUACUUCCACAUCCUACAAAAUGAAGUUCACCACUACCAUCCUCGCCGCACUUUUCUCUCUAAUUGCCGUCUCUGCGGCAAGCCCUACUGGCUUCACCCCUGUCGACAAUGUCCUUGAAACUCGCAAGGGCUGCAGUGGUGACCGUACCGAGGACGACGUCUGCGGUGGCAAGAAGCUUCAGAUUCAGAACUCGUUCCACAACUGCAAGAACUCUGGCGGCAAGUGCUGUGCAACAAACUCGGAUGGCAGUGGUGGUAUCGACGUCAAGAACGGAAUCGGUCGCGAGGACUGCGGAUACUGCUUCAGCGGCAAGUGCAGUUAAAUUAGAGGAUUAGAAGGAUAGUUUUGGUGCUAUGGGGAUAAAAAGGAACAUAAGGGGAGAAAGAAAAAUAAAUGUAUUUGUAGUUCGCAAUUAGAAUGUCUUUUUCAUUUCUAUUUUUGAGAAGCUUAAGCUGUCCGCACACAUUUAUCCCGCCCGCAAACAAUCAAGUAGGUACCUAACUAACACGUACUUGAGCGGAGUAGUACUGUAAACUACAACAGAGAGGAGCUACCUCCAGCAAGACAUUUCC
Messenger RNA from Paecilomyces variotii, 730 nucleotides. RefSeq lists its product as hypothetical. Lineage: Eukaryota; Fungi; Ascomycota; Eurotiomycetes; Eurotiales; Thermoascaceae. The record is from RefSeq and is a predicted model, not a curated record. The coding region runs from base 178 to 480 and encodes 100 amino acids. The transcript is spliced from 3 exons.